Molecule: messenger RNA, 378 nt
Organism: Rhagoletis zephyria (snowberry fruit fly)
Lineage: Eukaryota; Metazoa; Arthropoda; Insecta; Diptera; Tephritidae
Source: RefSeq, a predicted model, not a curated record
AUGCCAUACCCGGCAAUCAGAUUCCGCGAAGAGACCGAAGAGAUCAAGAAGCUUCGCGAGAAGGAGAAGGGCGACUGGAGCAAGCUGACUCUUGAUGAGAAAAAGAAGCUGUACCGCCACAGCUUCUGUUUGACCUUGUCCGAGGUUGAAGCUCCCACCGGCGAGUGGAAAAUCCAACUUGCCGUCGUCCUCUACACCGUCGGACUUGCUCUUUUCUUCUACGGAUUUGCCCGCAAGAACUUUUUCGGUCCACUACCACCUACGAUGUCACCUGAGGGCAAGCAGGCCACUCGUGAUUUAGAAAUCAAAUACAAAACCAAUCCAAUCUUUGGUUUGGCCUCAAAAUUCGACUACGAGAAGGGAGACUGGAAGAAAUAA